Leptosia nina is the source of this 318-nucleotide messenger RNA. The record is from the annotation of a GenBank genome assembly. Lineage: Eukaryota; Metazoa; Arthropoda; Insecta; Lepidoptera; Pieridae.
AUGCCGAAAAAACCCAUCAAAAGAGGAUUUAAGGUAUGGGCAAGAUGUGACGCCAAAACUGGGUACUUGUACCAAUUGGAAGUGUAUUCAGGAAAAGGCGACAGCACCGAAAAUGAAGGGUUAGGCUACAAUGUUGUCAUGAAACUCUGCAGUAACGUACCAAGAAACACUUUAAUUGCCUUGGACAACUUUUUUACUAGCUGUAACCUCAUGGAGGAUCUUUACGAUAAAAAUAUGUAUGCAGUGGGAACAGUCAGAUGCAACAGAAAGGACUUACCUGAUAUGAUAAAAAAAAACAACCGAAACCAUUGCGUUUAG